UUCAAAACAAUUUACGUGUUAAUCUGAAAGUUGAAAUUAAUAUUCUUAAAUCUAACUGCUGACCUAAAUUAAGCUUUAAACUAUGUGGAAAAAAUUAAAGUAUAUCUAAUUAACGGUUAAUAUUAACAGAAGCCUGUUGAUGAGUUGGAAGGAUGGUUUGCAUCGUUCGACUUUCGUUUAGGAUGAUUGUAUUCUAAAUUAAUAGUAGCCUAAUUGGUAAUAGCGUUAUCAAGUUAAUUUGUAUUCUUGAAACUUAUUAAUAAAUUCCGACACUAUAUUAAUACUUCGAGUUCAAUUUCUUUUUGUAUUAUAUGCGGAAGUUUCUUUAGUAAAAACAGAAAAUAUUAUACUAAUCUGUAAGGUGUUAUGUAUUGUUUUUAUUUAAAUUUACCCUGUAAGUAAUAAAAUUAUUCGUGCAAGCUUAUUACUAUAUUGAGCAAUAUUUCUCGACUUCAGUAUCUGUCGGUCGGGCGCUUAGUCAUCACUGCAAUCUCGUUACAUUAAAUACUUAUCUUUAUUGAUAAAAUAUACCAUUUAUAUAAAGCAGAAAUUAAGUUGACAGUGCACAGACAGUACAAGUGGAUAUUUUCUAAAAAAAGUAGUUGACUUUCGCUUCUCAUUGUGUUUACGUAGUGAAUAAUGGGAAUACAUUGUGAAAUAAACCUUAAAUCGCCGAGAAAUGGUGUGUUUUUAUCUGGCAGUGUGAUCACAGGAGAAAUAAAGUACGCCGUUGAUGAGGUAACUUCGCUAAAACAAGUUACAUUGUCUCUCAAAGGCAUUGGUACAUUACGUAUGAAAAAGAGAUCACCAUCACGCCACGAGAAGUCCAAAGUUAUAUACCGCACGGAGAAGUACGUAAAUAUACAGCAAGUUCUUUUAAAGAAAGCUAAUGGUGAUGGUAAUGUAGAGAUUGGAUCGUAUACAACGCCAUUUAAAUUUGAAAUACCUGAACGUAUACCACCUUCUGCCGACAUAUUUCGGAAACAGGGCAACCACACAUUAAGAUACAAAGUUGAAUAUUUUAUUUCAAUGAAAUUUGAGAAAACAGCAUUUUUCUCCUUUACAAAACGGUUCAAAAAAGAUAUAAAAGUAUUAUCUGAUAUUAUACCGACGUUGCCCCGGGAUGCGAUGAUUUUCGGGGAGAGAAAAACACUAUUUCAACCAUUCUCUAGUACAGAUUCUAUUGUGAAUUUGAAGUCGACAAUUUUGUCUUCAGUCGUCCGAGCAGGAGACACUAUUCAAUUCGAAUAUGAAAUAGCUAACAAUAGCCACGUGACAGUGAAGUCAGUCGAAACAAAGUUAAUUGAAUUGGUCAAGUCAAAAAAGAGUAGAAGCCAUAUAACAUUUACGAAAAGUGUUGAUGGUACAGAUUCAAAAUCUGGUAGUAUCGAAAAUGGGAAAUCACAGCAAAUGAUUACCGAUAUUAGAGUACCAGAGGAUGCGUUAACAAUUAGUGCUUGUAACUUGGCAGAGAGGAGUUAUGCCGUUCUUAUAACAGUAGGACUACCGAUGCCACAUAUAAACUUUGAGCUUACAAUACCAGUUGAAAUAAUGUUGAAAUCAGAUAAUGUUGUUGAAAUCUCAGGUGAGGAUGCACCACCGUCAUACUGGGAUGUUAUGUGUGAGGAUAAAAAAGAAUUAGAAAUGAAUAAACAUGAUUUAGACGGUGAAUGAUUUUUAUCAAAGGAUCUAUUUGAACGAUAGUAAAUAAAUAAUUUCAAUUAAAUGUCUUAUCAAAACAAUAAAAUAUAUUUAAAGUUUAACUUUUGAAGACUG
Pieris brassicae (large cabbage white) is the source of this 1776-nucleotide messenger RNA. RefSeq lists its product as uncharacterized. NCBI's taxonomy places the organism in Eukaryota, Metazoa, Arthropoda, Insecta, Lepidoptera, Pieridae. The coding region runs from base 640 to 1674 and encodes 344 amino acids. Gene Ontology annotation, cellular component: cytoplasm. Gene Ontology annotation, biological process: protein transport. The record is from RefSeq and is a predicted model, not a curated record. The transcript has a single exon.